CGAGCAAGAGGAGAGAAGGGCCGCCGCCUCCCCCGCCAUCCGCGUGGCCGCCUUCCCCAACCGCAGCGCUCUGAAACACAAACUUCCCCAAUCCCCAAUCCCCAAUCCCCCAAUCUACCCCAGCUUUCUCCCGAUAAUUCUCUCCUCCGAUUUCGCCGCCUUCCCUCCCGCUCGGGCCAUCGACGCAGCCUCCCCUAAAGAACAACACCUACCCUCUGCCGCGUCGGCGAAGAGAUGGGGAAGCACGAGUUCCUGACGCCGAAGGCGAUCGCGAACAGGAUCAAGGCGAAGGGGCUGCAGAAGCUGCGGUGGUACUGCCAGAUGUGCCAGAAGCAGUGCCGCGACGAGAAUGGCUUCAAGUGCCACUGCAUGUCGGAGUCGCACCAGCGCCAGAUGCAGGUGUUCGGCCAGGCCCCCGACCGAGUCGUCGAGGGCUUCUCCGAGGAGUUCCUCGACGCCUUCCUCACCUUGCUCCGCCGCGCCCACCGCCACUCCCGCAUCGCCGCCACCGUCGUCUACAACGAGUUCAUCGCCGACCGCCACCACGUCCACAUGAACUCCACGCGCUGGGCCACGCUCACCGAGUUCGUCAAGUUCCUCGGGCGCGAGGGCCACUGCAAGGUUGAGGACACUCCCAAAGGGUGGUUCAUCACCUACAUCGACCGCGACUCCGAGCAGGCCGUGAAGGCCAGGCUCAAGCGCAAGAGGAUCAAGUCCGACCUUGCGGAGGACGAGCGGCAGGAGCGCAUGAUUGCACGCCAGAUAGAGCGAGCCCAGCAAUCCAUGGGUAAAACUAAUGGUGAACUUGGUGAUGAUGCUAGUCCGGAUGGUAGCGAAGGUGAGUCCGGCAGCGAAGAUGAGUAUUCGGACUCAGAAAAUGACCAUGAGGGACAAGAGGAGGAUGCAAAAGAAGCCAACAAAGCAGCAGGGAAGAUUGCAAUUGCACUUCAGCGGGCUGUGCCAGGGCCAAAGGUUAACCCUCUCGAUGAUAAGCCAAAGGUUAAAUUUGGUUUUGAGGAAGAGGAUGAGGUGAGCGCGCGGGAUAAGGAGAAGGAAGAGUUGGCCAAGAAGAAGGGAAAGGAUGCUAUAAACGCAGCAGAAGCUAGGAGGUCAGCAUUGGAUGAGCUGAUGAAGGAGGAGGAGAAAGCGAAGGAGCGGAGCAAUAGGAAGGAUUACUGGCUAUGCCCAGGUAUUGUGGUCAAGGUGAUGAGCAAGUCGCUGGCAGAGAAGGGGUACUGCAAACAGAAGGGUGUGGUGAAGAGGGUGAUUGAUAAGUAUGUUGGGGAGAUUGAGAUGCUGGAGAGCAAGCAUGUUCUUAGGGUCGACCAAGAUGAGCUUGAGACAGUUAUCCCCCAGAUUGGUGGGCUGGUGCGUAUUGUUAAUGGAGCUUACCGGGGAUCUAAUGCAAGGUUGCUUUCAGUGGACACAGAGAGAUUUUGUGCCAAAGUGCAGGUUGAGAAGGGCCUCUAUGAUGGGAAGGUUCUUAAGGCCAUUGAGUACGAGGACAUUUGCAAGAUUUUUCACUGAGAUAUCAUGGAAUUCCAUCUUAUUUCUGGAGCAUUACUGCUGUCAAAUGUCAAACAUAUGACUAUGCAAGCCAAUGUGUUGGACCUUUCUGUUAGUUGCCUGACAAUAAUAAGACCCUGCAAGCUCGGAUUCUUCAAUCUAAAAGUGACAAGAGACUAUCUUGGUAAUUAUAGUCUUUCUUAUGUAUAUUAUUUUGUUUUUCAAUUUCUAUUGCAGUGAAGAUGAAAAUACACAUGGAGAGUUCAUCCACAGAUAUUACCGUCUGAAGUUUGUUUAUAUAUUUGUUUUUCUUAAGAAUCAAGGGGUGCCCUCCGUAAUAUUAUGAAUAUUUUGGAAAUUUUGACACUGGAUAAUGUAGGCCCAUAUUAUUAACAGAAGUACAGAACUAAUGAUGUUAACUUAA
Messenger RNA from Oryza sativa Japonica Group (Japanese rice), 1930 nucleotides. RefSeq names its product KIN17-like protein. NCBI's taxonomy places the organism in Eukaryota, Viridiplantae, Streptophyta, Magnoliopsida, Poales, Poaceae. Gene Ontology annotation, molecular function: double-stranded DNA binding. The record is from RefSeq and is a predicted model, not a curated record. Gene Ontology annotation, biological process: DNA damage response; DNA replication. Gene Ontology annotation, cellular component: nucleus.